Messenger RNA from Glycine soja, 3208 nucleotides. Its product is annotated as KH domain-containing protein At4g18375-like. Gene Ontology annotation, biological process: regulation of gene expression. The coding region runs from base 155 to 1777 and encodes 540 amino acids. The record is from RefSeq and is a predicted model, not a curated record. Gene Ontology annotation, molecular function: mRNA binding. The transcript is spliced from 7 exons. NCBI's taxonomy places the organism in Eukaryota, Viridiplantae, Streptophyta, Magnoliopsida, Fabales, Fabaceae. Gene Ontology annotation, cellular component: nucleus; cytoplasm.
GCGAAGAAUCCAUCAUACAUAACGAACCCUGAAACAAUUUCUCCAACCCUAGCGCGCACACACACGCACAAUCCUUUCUCUCUCUGAAACUGUACGUUACGUAACCGUAGGCGAUAUCACAAAUUCACAGCACACACAGUCCCCACUCUCUACAAUGACCGGUCAACGCAGCUCCUACGGCAAGCGCUCCCACUCGCACUCCGAUUCCGACGCCGGCUCCAAAAACAAGCGCCGCAACCCCGCCGCCGACGAGUCCUCCUCCUCCCUCAUCACCGCCGACGACACCGUCUUCCGCUACCUCUGCCCCGUCCGCAAGAUCGGCAGCGUCAUUGGCCGCGGCGGCGACAUCGUCAAGCAGCUCCGCGCCGACACCAAGGCCAAGAUCCGCAUCGGUGACGCGCUCCCCGGCUGCGACGAGCGCGUCGUCACCAUCCACAGUUCCUCCGAGGAGACCAACCAUUUCGACGAGACCGAUGAUCUCGUCUCGCCCGCGCAGGACGCGCUUUUUAGGGUUCACCAGCGCGUGAUUGCGGAGGACGCACGUGAGGAUGAGGACGAGGAGAGGAAUCAUGUGACUGCGAAGCUUCUCGUGCCGUCCGAUCAGAUCGGAUGCGUCAUUGGAAAAGGCGGCCAGAUCGUGCAGAAUAUACGGAGCGAAACCGGCGCGCAGAUUCGGAUCCUUAAGGAUGAUCGCUUGCCUCCUUGCGCGUUAAGCACCGAUGAACUUGUUCAGAUAUCUGGUGAGGCUGCGGUUGUGAAGAAAGCUCUGUUUCAAAUUGCUGCUCAGAUUCGUGAUAAUCCAUCGCGGUCUCAGCAUCUGCUUGCUUCUGCAGUUCCUGGUGGGUAUGCAACUGGUGGUCCUGGUGCAGGGGCUCCGAUUAUGGGAGUGGCUCCUUUUGUGGGUGCUUAUGGGGGGUAUAAAGGUGAUACUGGUGACUGGUCACGGUCUUUGUAUCCUGCCCCAAGGGAUGAAGCGUCUAUGAGAGAGUUUUCAGUUCGGUUUGUCUGUCCUACUGGGAACAUUGGUGGUGUGAUAGGAAAGGGUGGUGCCAUAAUAAAUCAAAUCAGGCAGGAUUCUGGGGCAACCAUCAAAGUUGAUAGUUCAGCAACUGAGGGAGAUGACUGUUUGAUAAUCAUUUCGACGAAAGAGUUUUUUGAGGAUUCUUUCUCUCCAACUAUAGAAGCUGCUGUGCGAUUGCAACCUCGGUGCAGUGAGAAAGUGGAAAGAGAUUCAGGGAUUGUCUCUUUCACUACCCGUCUUCUGGUGCCAACCUCCCGAAUUGGUUGCCUUAUUGGUAAAGGAGGGACAAUUGUAACUGAAAUGAGGAGGCUUACAAAAGCAAACAUUCGCAUCCUGUCAAAGGAUAAUCUUCCUAAAAUUGCGUCUGAAGAUGAUGAAAUGGUGCAGAUUUCUGGAGACCUUGAUGUUGCUAAGGAUGCUCUUGUGCAAGCACUUACACGGCUAAGAGCAAAUCUUUUUGAUAAGGAGCGUGCUGUCUCAGGAUUUCUUCCAGUGCUUCCAUAUCUUCCUGCUUCAGUUGAUGGAUCAGAUGGUUUGAACUAUGACAGUAGGGAUGGUAAACGACAUGGACGUGGUGGAUAUUCCGGUGGGUAUGGAGGUUCAAGUGAUUUGGCAUCUGGUGAUGGUUAUGGAAGCUAUGGAAAUUCACAGCUUGGUAGCAGUGGUGGUGCUUAUGGAAAUUAUUCUUUGGGACGAACUAGUGCCUAUGGGUCUUCUCAGAAUGGUUCUUCUCGGAGGAGAAACCAUGCUUACUAAAACUUGAUGGGUCCCUGCAGGUGUCAAUAUUUUCCUGUCAUUAGCAAGUUAUGGGUAUUCUUCAUCAUUCGACUUUGAUUAAUCAUAUUUAUGGAUGUACUUCAGUACUUCAGAUAUGAUGAAUGAGAGGUAUGGAAUCUGUUUAUGUGCUUCUUGUUCUUGGCUAAGGUAAUACAUUUGGAGGCAUGUAAAAUCUUUCAUGAUUCAGAAAUAGAAUAAUAUAGUACAUGCUUGUUGCAGCCAUGAUUAAAUAGGGUGGAGUGGCCCAUUUGACAGUCCUAGUUUUGGGCAGCUUUUUGCAAUAAAACCUUUAUAUGCCUAACAUGGCUUUUACACAAAAAUUAUGACAUGUUGAUGUCUCUCUUUUUGUGUGUGUGGUCUGUGUGGUGAUACAUUGUAGUUCAUGCAUGCACCUGAAUUAAUGCUCCACAUAAAUGCUUAAAAGAAAAAGGAAAACAUCUAUUCUUUAGUUGUUGACUAGUAUGCUUUACUAUCUGAUCCGGAUUGGUAUGCCUACAUGAGUGUUAUUAAAUAGCAGCCAUGGUCGAAAGCAGUGCUGGAUUUUUUGUCAACUGCCAUAGGAAAUAUAUGAAAAUAGGCCCACCAUGGUGUGUUUAUAUGGCGGAGUUUCAGCCUUCCACCAUCCACCAUUGAUUACACUGCAUUACCUUAAGUACUUGUCUGGAAAUUCUAGCUGUAAUGAACAGGAGGCUUGGAGGACAUGGAUUUCUUUUAUUAGAUGUUAGUUUUGUAUUGUAUUUAGGCAGUUCAAUAAAAAAGGAAGAAUGAAAUGCUAACAUAUGCCAUUUUGAUGAUCCCUGGGAUUUUGGAAAUCAAGCAAUAUUUUGAGUUAACGUGGAUAAUUGAAAUACGGUGACGUGUGGUAUGUAUUUUCUUUUAGCGUACUUUUGGUCUGUAGCUUUAAUUGAAUGCUGCAGCUGAAUCACCCUUAUUUGUAACUCAUUUUGCCAGGUCAUUUCAGGUAUGAAACAGGUAAGCUCCCUCCCUUAGGUCAUUUACGAUGCACCGAUGUGCAGAAGCAAAUGUGCCUAACAGGAAUUUUCUAAAUCAAAUGAAGUAGAUUUGGGUCUGGUGAUGGAUGAUGGAUCCCGUUGAAAAGUUUUUUUUUUUCCCUUGUCUUGAGCAUGAUUAGUAUAGAGAAUAUCUGAUGUUUGUCAUAAUACAAAAGCAUGGUGGUACAACUAACUUUGUUAUUCUGUUCUCAAACGUUCCCCCCCCCCCCCCCCCCCCCCCCCCCCCCCCCAUUUUUCGAGUGGCUUGCUAUUUUGCACCUAUAGUUAAACGAAUUGGCAAAUCAGUUGUUUCAAAGGAAGUCAUAUUGUAGAAUUUCAACUUAUGAGUGUCUUUUAUCGUUCUCGAUUAGCAGAGAUGUGAUUGUGAUUCAAGGAUGUGAUGUUUUGGAUUAUCCAA